AUGGAUGCCUCCGUUGAUGAAAUAUUCAGGCAGAACACGGUAGAUGACAUUCGCCGUAUCUGUGCCGGAAUACGGUAGUGGUGUUUUUUCUCGGAAACUUACCCGCUUCACAGAAAUGAAGUUGAAAAUAAAAAGGUCGAACUGCGGUUUCUGGUGGGUGAACGACAUCGGGACAUUAUUGAAGCAUCGGACAGCAUCUUGUUUAUGAAGGAGUCUAGCUCUGAGGUUAGUGGCUAACAUCCCUCGCAUAGCCUCUCUAGAUCAGUCGUCUGUUGGAUCUGCUAGAGAACGCCUGCAGACCCCUAUCCUCUGCCACCUUGCCUUCCACAAAAGUUUCUACGUAAGCAUUCACGUAGUUGACAAAGCUAUCUCGUCUUCACUCCUUUCUUCUAGAUUGGAUGCUAUAAAAAUGAAUCAGAAGAAGUCAAUAGCUGCCCAGCUAAAACUGCUGCUAGACGUUCCGGAGUUGGUAUUCUGUGACUUCUCACUGUCAUCCUUUUUCUUUAGACAUGGUCUGCUUUAGACGAUUCGGACUACACUACGGCCAUGCUUUUCUUUCUUCUGGGCAGACAUCUGUCCGUGAAACUGCAGCUCAGUGGAGAAAUGCUUUCUGCUCACGUGAACGCCAAGGUGCUCUUAAAACGCCAGUGGGCUGCGUUGGACCAUGUUGAGACGACGAUAAUCACUGCUUGCCGUAGCCAACUUUCUGCGCCGUUUGCUGACGAAGAGGUCUGGUACCGACCUAAAAAUUCUUGCUCUUACACCUUGCUAUUCAUUGCUAAAUUUUUUGUCGGGUGUUUUGCGGAUUAUCAUCAUUUGUCUCUCUUUCCUCUCCGUCUGCCCCCCACUCCUCUCUCUUCAAUACCCUUCGUCCUUAUUCUCCCGUAAUCUUCUUACAUAAUCAUCGACAGUACGCUACAUUCUCCUCCUCCUCCUCCUCCUCCUCCUCCUCCUCCUCCUCCUCCUCUGCGUCUUCCUAACCAACCCCAAUACAACUGACAGUUCGGUCGCCACAUGCGAGGACCUCCACCGCGUGUCCUACAGAGCGGGCGUGGCAUCGGCAACUUGCACGUGAACUAGUUUCUAAUAGUAGUGGACUUGCACAGCAUCUACUUCAUUCUGCACCCUCACCACCUUCCUCCAAUGGGAAGGCAGCAUCGUGGACGCAGUGGCCGACAAAGCUCAGCCACUCGUGACUUGUUCUGCGCACUCAUGCCUCCAGGCUUCUAUGUGGGCGACUCGGAUUUCGCAUGCGUGGAAGUUUCACGGAGGUCACAUUAGGAAGGAGUCAUUUCGAUCUGAUUAUCAGCCUUGAGAAGGAUCGAGUUAUUCCUUCAGUUGACAACCGCCCAAGCGCAUCAUGAUACAUUCAAGCGCGUCAGUUUCAUUAUUUGUGUGGAAAGUGCUGAUUUGCAAUAUGGGGCGGAUUCCCUAGGUUGCGCAGUGGCCUGUGUUUAGGUCAAGCCAUGGCGCACAUAUACGGCAGUAGUUCCGGCAACAGCGCGCACUCAGCCCAAUCUGAUAAAUGCGCGUCGUGGUUUUGAUUUAGUAUGUUUGCAGUGUAGCCCAUUGUUGGGGCUUACCUAAUACAACCACUAUUACCAUCGUUUUCACUAGCAGUACGCGCUGUCAUUCGUUUUUAUUUAGUUUGCGAAUUCCACGCUUAUCUAAGGGUCUUUUGAAGUCUGCCCCUUGUGAAAACCACACUCAAUCGCUUUAGUGAUCAGCUGUGCAUAUCCGUCUCGGUGAAUAGCCGGCUGAACAUCCACAAUAUUUUUUCUGACUGUGUUGUUGAGAGUGGUAUGUAUAUGGCCAUUCCAGUCUCCUAUGUCUUUGUCGAUAAUAACAUACUGCCUAUAGCACGCGCCGCUGUGCGGCUGCUGGUUGGGUUCGAGAGAGAGCCCGUAAGACACAACGGAACGAGUGAGUUCCGUAAGAACGAUCGGUGAGCGUCCCCUACCAUUGUAUAUUACCGAUCGAAACCGACAGAGCUGUUGGCGUGUGGCCCAGCGGUUAGAGCCGUGGACUUAUGACUAGCAGGUCGCGAGUUCGAGCCUCGGGUGUUCCACUCCUCGGGGUUGGGUAUGGCUGGCUGAUGACGGCUAAUGAGCCAGAAACGGCCACUCCAGUCUCCCUUGUCUUUGUCGGUAUCAUGUCAUUUACUUCUGCUACUAGUCGCUGUGCGACUGCCUGCGAGGGUGCUAUUAUGAGCUCAAGGCACAGCGGAACAAUCACGUUCCGUAACCUGAUCGGUGAGCACCCAUCUUUAGUUUUAUUAACUGUCCAAACUCGACUCACCGACCUUCUACUGUUCCCAACUGCCUUGGUCGAAGUCGAGCGGUUUUUAUUCACCACUGUUUAAUAAAAAUAAACCCAAAUAAACCCUUUUAAGUACUUUAGAUGAUAUCUGCUAUUUGAGUAAAUUCACUUUUUUUACUACCUUUUUGUGUUGCAGUCCGUAUGCGGGGCUUUGUCGGCACUGACUGUCCUCGAGGAUCAGACUAUGGAACAGUCUUUGGAGGAAUUUCUUUCAGGAAGGACCGUACGUAUCACUAUCCACCCCAUUCUAUUCAUUUCGUUCGAUUUUCAUUUUCAGAUAAUUUUGUUAGUUUUUGUUCCCAAACGGUGUUUUUUACGUGACACGGAAAACUAAAUUCGGGUCACUAGAAUUCGUUUGCAGUAGCCCAAUUGCCUCAGAAAUCUGCCUUCCUGUGCUCAUUUGAGACCAAAAGGCACUAUUGCUCUCCCAUUUCCUGGUUAAAGUCUGUACUCGUACAUCGAUGGGUACUGUUGUCGAUCAUUACUGCGCAUAAUGAACGACUUUGACGAACAUAUGUAUGGUAGUCGGGUAGCAUGAUGUUCCUCUGUUAUGUUGUCCGCAUUCUUAAAUACAAACUGAGCUGCCAGACAAUUGUUCCAUUUCGCUUUUGGAGACAGGGAGGAAAUGAGCCUUCUUUUUCGGAAUCAUUCUUUCCCUUCUGAUGCCCGCUUUACAUUUGACUGUUUUUUUUUAAGUGCGAACUGCCUCGCACGACUACGAGGUUUCAUUCAGUUAAAUACUCGUUCUCCAACAUUUUACUCAGUAACAGCUGCAGAUUAUAAUCGCGGUCUCUCCUAUUUUAGUUUCUUUUUAAGCGUGAUAGGCAAGGCCUUGGGUAGGGGGAGCUCUAUUAUUUGCCGUGCCGAAAAGUUCCGCCAUUAAAGUAUUACUGACACGGUAUACGUAGCAUGGUUUAGCAGAAUUAUUUCCGUUGGUGUGGUAUUUAUUUUCGUUAUACCCGUUUUCACAGUUGGCGGUUAAUAAACUGCUCGGGUGUGAGUCUCCUCUUCCGUCAGCUGUUCCAAGAUCAGGUGAAGUACAUGAGAGUCACAUCCAGUUGCCUGUCCGUCGUCGUCUAGCCCUUGUCGCUGAGCUUCUGUUGAAGACUUUGGAUCUUGUUGGUAGACUCUACGCCUGCUGCGAGGAGAAUGCCGGUGGCCAAAUCAGCAUCCAGUUGAAGAAUCUCCUAUCUUGGCGUCUUAGAGGUAUCUCUCUUUUCUGAGUCACGACUAGUCCAAAUAACGGACGACUUUUGUGGCUGUACUUAAAAUUCUCCUAACGCGAAAGCCGUGCCUUUUAUCUCUUUUCUGCUCUACAGACACACCCUGCUUUGCCAGCGACAACCUGUUUGAGUACAUUCCUGAGAACGUAGCCUCCUUCCGAAUCGAUUCUGUUGGAUCCGUCUUAAGAAAGCCCGUGACACCAACGGUACUAGAUCCGGCAAUAACCAAGGACCUGGCAGAUUGUUCACCCGAACAUCGUGGAGUUCAGGCCUCUCCACUGGACCAACAAGAACUGACUGCUCGCAUCAGUGAAUGGUGGCAGCAGUAAGUUCCUGAGAAGAAUGCUUUUAUUUCCUGGUCUAUUACGUCCCCACGCUAUUACAUAAUUCGUAACGACAGAUAACUCAGGGCGUUAUUUACCUCUGUUUUUCGCCUGGUCACUCAGGGUUACUGUGAGGAGGGGACAAGUUCCCUGGAAUUGUCCUGGCUUGACCCUUUCCUAAUAACAAUCGAACACACAUCAACUUCGCCUCCAGCUCGACCCUUUGACCUGUCGAAUUCGCAUUGUGUUUAGAAAUGGCCGCAUCUUCCAGUCCGUGUCAAAAUGGACUAAACAAUUACGAGACAUGCAUUUCCUUCACGGUUACAUGUCAAGAUUCCAAGGUCUACCUAGUACCAUUGAAAGGAUUCAAUAGUCGAAUCGCAACGCGCCAUCUGGUUUGUUUCCAUUCUUGCUUGCCAUACGGGAUGCAUGAAGUGUUAACCAAGUGGGCCUAAUGAGGACCGCACGCCGUUGCCUUGUUUGUUGUGCGUUUGACGGUUUUGUCCCUGCUACGAAACGCUUUGUCCGCCAUUCCGGUAAUGGUAUUUGAACGCGUUGGAAAUGGCCUACAGUACUGGUCUUAAGGACUAUUGCUGCGCUAUCAGUUGUACGCGAUAAUGGCCGACGUUCCGCCCACUCGCCAUGAACUCGCGCAUACAGCUGCAUCCUCGUCCCUUUGUUAUACAUAAUUGGCCAGCCCAAGCCUCCUGGACUUCCGCUUUAAUUUUUUGGGCAAUCUUAUCACAGGACAAAGGACAAUUCCUCAUAUAGGCACAUCCUCCUUGAUGCAUACACUAACAAGUCCGGAAAUCCUUGCAUAGUUUAUUAUUGUGAUCGGAAGAUCGUUGCCGAUCCAUCUGACAGUCAGCUAUUCACGAAUGAAGGCGAAUUCUAGGUGUGUGUAGAAGAAGAUGGGUGGUCGAGCUUUCGAACUAGUGCAGUAGUCCAUCGUCAGAGAUAGUAGCAGUAACAGAACAAGGGUCAGUUCUAGGGUUCGCAAGCCAAUCAUCGACCGAGGGCGCAAGACUGGAGGUGACUGCACAGGGCUCUGUACGCCGGCGCCAGAUCGACAAAUAGAUCGACUGGGUUCUCAUCCGAGGCCCAGGCUUCAACCAAUCCUCGGCUUGUUUUGUUUCCGACGUGGGUGACUAUUUUGGUGGCUACAAAGUUAAAUUCAUGACCCUUUUCGUAGGUGUGGGCGGCCACUUGUGAUAGUGCGUGCCACGUCGCACAACCAGCCCAUGUUCGUGUAUGCGCGAUCCAAACUUGCGUCCAGUCUGAAAUGUGUAGUUGCAAGGACAAUUUUGGCACUGGAUGCGAUACCAUGAUCCAGAUUUCCCCUCAGACUUUAACCGGUCAUUGAUUUUCGUGGCCUUACUGCGCGUGGUGGCUUUGGGGCGGUGUGCAAUUCCAACACCUAGCUCCGCAUCUAUUUUGCACUCUAACUACUACAAGCAAAGUUUGUUGCUGAUGUUUCUUCUGCCUAAUUUACAGUAUAAUGUUGUAAAGCACGAAUUUUUUGAUGUGAACUUGUCCUUAACCUUAAUAAAGCGUCCAAAGUUGUAAGAUUCCUUCAAUGCACGUUAUCGUUGAGCGUCCAGAAAUGGAGAUUCAUUGUAUACACUGCCCCGCCCUAUCUGCCUCUUUCCGUCGACCAGGACCCUAACCGUCUGCCACCGCCAACUGUCGGACUAUCUACGCUAUGCCGGCGACCUUGAAAGUCUCAUUAACACACGUGCGGCCACCUUGCGCAUCUUCAGCUCUCCGCCCUCCGACGAUCCCUCAGCCCCCACCUCUGCCCCCUCUUCCGAGGCCCUCAGAGCCCGUGCUCUUGGUCGCAGUGUUGAUCUCUGGUCGGAACUCUAUCAGCCCAUUUUCAUGGCUCAUUUGGAGGUUAGUCAGCUGCUUGGUUUCAUCCAUCGCCCGCCCCCCCCCCCUAAAAGAACACAGUGUAAAUUAAGUGCCAUGAAGUGUUGACAGGAAGAUUGAGGUUAGAACUCUGUUAAGCGGACUGACAGCGGUUUUGCCGGACUCUCAGAACAACCUAGCUCCAUUCUACAGUGGCAUAGCCUGAGGAUAGAAAACCUGCCUAGUAGAAAUGGGAUCGGUUGUGGUUGUGGCCUGCCAUUGGUGUGGCUAGAAAAGUUUUCUGCAAAACGGUCUACGCAGGCCACCUUCACAACUUCAGCCCCUAAUAUUCUCAACCUUAAGGGAUGUUAUUCAGCCUAUUCAUACUGUACUUGUUUCACUUUCAAGGUUCUGUUAAGUUACCGCCUUGACAGAUCUUUUAACAGCAUUUAAUGAUUAUGUCGCCUCCCCCCUUCAUUUUACCAAACAGUCAAACGUUUGCCUUCUCGUUACCCUGUUAAUCCCAAUCCGCUUGUCGCUUAUCCCUGCUCCUUCUCCCCCUCCCUUAUGUAGACGCUUUUGGAAAAGCAGUUGGGAAGCAUUUUCACCGAUUGGCGUGAAUCCGUCCUUUCUGUUGCCAAAUCGCUCGACGACACUGACGAAUCCAACCCUACUGACAAGGUUAGCUGCCUGUUAUAACCCAGCGCUUCGGCCCGUUUCUCUGAUUUUUAGCACAAUCUUGCUUUAUUCAGUGAACAAGCAGUCUGGUAUGAGAACGGUUUUAGUGUACUUCUGUACUUCAUUGGUGAUUUUAUUUAAAACACUCGUCUGACAGACUUUUAAACCAUGGCACAGUUACAGGCGACAGUCAGAGGUCAUUUUAGGCACGCGAGGCUGGUUGGUCCUUGGCGAGUUUAGCAGUUGUUGACUGCCUUUCUUCUUUCCUUCUUCCAUUGCAUUACGUUCGCUUGACGUCGCUACAGGCCUCAGAAGUUGGGGCUUUUAGUGCCCCCUCUGUCGGAGGGGUUUCGGGAAAGGAGAAUGAGUCGUGCCCUGUGCGUCAAAAUACAAUUCUUAUAUUCUCUGUAUACUUCUUCCGCAGUCUCCGUCUCACGACUUGGAAGUCGACCUCUCCCGCUUCGUCUGGUGUCCCCCCGCCUCCUCCACAGCACCCAGUAUCUUCUCAGAACUGAUUGUUGACGCGCGGCAACCAUCAUCAGCGGUGGCAUCCCUCCCGCAGCCUCCGUUGGCCUCGCGCGACCUUUCGGAGUCCAUGGGUGUAACCUUUUUCGCCUGUCUCACGGGCAGACAGGACCUCCUGCCACCACCUACGCCAUUGCCAGCUCCCUCCACCAAUCAGGAUGGGAGUUCCCACUUGCCGGAGACCGUCACAUCCGGCAGCCUGCCGACCCACCUUGUCUGGAGACUGCAACGCCUUCUGGAGUCUGCCCUGAGCUCCAGAAGUCGUGACCUGAAUGGGCGUCGGCUGGAGUCGCGGUCAUCUGCCACGUGUGUGAAACAGGAGUUGAAUCAGCGAUUGCACCUCUACACACCGGAGAUUAUUAAGUAAGUUCGGCUAGGGCCAAGGGGUGGACGAGAAGGCCCUCCUCUCAAUGCCUUCUGAGGUUACUUUGGGAGAUCCUGUGUGUGUGUGUGCAGUUGGGAAAACCUUUCAUUUGCAGGUGUUACAUCUCACAUGUCUCCUAGAGUAGGAUUACAAACGCGCGCAGCAAAAGUAGCCGUCAGAUGACAUUCUUGUCCCCCGAAAUUGUAAGGCAGAGCAGUAGGAGAAGGAGAGAGGUUCGAAGUACUAAAGUAUGACGAUAUAGACAUCCUGUUAUUUGACACAGUUUUAUAUGAACUACCAUGUCUCCCAAGUUCUCAAAGCGUUCCUAAGGUCUCGUCGUUUUUACUCCCCCCCGUCCCCCCCCCCUAGAAAUUGCAAAGCAGAAUCAGCAUUUUCGUCCCGUCUGAACACAAUGCAGCCCCUCAAAAGGCCUGGUUCACGCGAUUUCGUUGGAGUUUUUCCUUACUUCGUCUACAAUCGUUUGUCAGGUGAAAGUAGCAGGCCGAAAUCCCAAGCCCGUGAGGUUACUCACUGAGUUCAGGUCGCUGAGACUGUUGAUCGGAAGUUGCACUAGAUCACAUCGACUCCACGCGACUCUGCGCAUUUGGUGGUGGCGUAAGCGGUGUCUUUUUGACAAUGCCUCAGGAGGUCAGUUUACAUUGGUGGAGGGGCGCUCACCAUUCGUCCUUACGGAACUCACUUGUCUCGUUUUGCCUUACGCGCAAUCUCUCGAGCCUAGCCGGCAGCCGCGCAUGAUAUAGACAGUAUGUUAUUACCGACAAAGACAAGGGAGACUGGAAUGGCCAUUUUUGGCUUAUUAGCCGUCGUCAGUCAGUCAUACUCAACCCUGAAGUGUGGAACACCUGGGUCUCGGUCCCGCGACCUGUUAGUUAGAAGUCCAAUGCCUCUAACCACUGAGCCACGGACCCGUCGUCCACACUUCGGAAUUGGGUUUGACUGACUGACGACGGCUGAUAAGCCAGAAAUGGCCAUUCCAGUCUCCCUUGACUUUGUCGGUAAUAACAUUCGUCAGUUUGCAUCCUAGAAUAGCAGUAACUAGAAUGUCGGACUGAUAACCAAAAGAGCGCGGGAUUGGGCCUCACGAAUGACUGGCUGAUGACGGUACAUAAACCAGAAAUAGUCACACCAGUUGCCCUUGUCCUUGUCGGCAAUCUCAUUCUGUCUAUAUUAUUAGUCGCUGUGCGACUGUUUUCUGGGCUCGAUGUGGUGCCCCGAAACGCAGCUGGGCGUGCAGGUCCCGAAACAGGAUCUCUGAGCGCCCUCCACCAUAGCACACACUUUCUGGAAUAGUACUUGCAUGUUAGAGGCAUAGGGUCAUCUGUCGCCACGGGCAUACUGCGUAACAUCGUAAUGGGAUAAACUUACAGAGCUGACAAUUUAGCCCGUAGUUGUGCGAUUUUGAGCUGUUGGCAAAGCGCCGACUGCACACUUUUAAUCCUAAAUACUUUCCGACCCGUCUGUUCUUCGGGGCAAGUCUUUACGCCUCUUCUCUCCUUUUUAGGAUUUGUGAACGAUUUGAUAAAGGGUUGUGCGAUACCAUUGGCCUUGCUGUGUCAGGCGCUAAACGCGAUGAGGAACUGGUGUGGAAAUUAAUUCUUGAUGUCGUGCAGAGGCUUCUUCAGAGGUGAACCCUUGAGCCCUUCAUGCCAUUUCAAAGGUUUUACGAUUAGUGACUUUUUUGAGGUAGUAUCCCAUGAAACCAUUCAUUACACGCAUCAAUUGAUAACAAAAAUCCUGGGAAAUCUGAUAUUGACGGUGCAUGUGUUGCCAUCAAAAACGACGGCUCCAGAGUAUGCCUAAAAGGUUUGUCUACUUUCGUAACUCUUCUUUCUACAUGUUCUCAUAGUUUAAAAAACUGGUGGCUAACUACAGACAUCAGUUUAUCGUAAAGGAAUGUACUCAGAGUUCAGCCUUUAUUGCUUAAGUAACUAUUUGGUCUUUUACAAAUGGAGUUCUGUCAACAGCUUUCUACUCUAUCGAAGUUAUCGAGCUGUUUUAGCAGGAUAUACAGUAGGUGGGCUAACUCAAAAAAUUUCAACCGAAAUUCCGAAAUGCGUUUUCGUUUCGAAAAGAUUAAUGAAUUAGGGUUGUAAAACCAGUCAGCUUGCAACAUAAUUCUGUAAUAUUUCAGUUACGCCAGGAUGCCGGCUUUCGAAUGAACUUCCCUCCGGCUGCUUGCAAAAUCUACACUCUAAAAAACGAUAACUUAAUUAGCAUGGAUUUUUCUCAUUGAUUUUCGAUGUUCUCACAAGUCAGAUUUUAUUUCAUAGAAAACAUGCAUAAAAAUAUUAAUUCUUUUACUCAUUCGGUAGAAAAGUGCGUCUUCUUCUAAUUUCAUGCUCCAGGGAGAGACAUAAUUCAGUUUUAAAACAGUUUCUAAUUGUGGGACUUUUAAAUACCGUGAAAUGGCCGUUCCUAAAUCGCCAUGUUUCUGCAUUUACCUAUGUGGCUUGUAAAGUUAAUAAUAUGGAUCAAACCCACCGCUAAGUUUUAUGAACCCUAUAUAGUCCCCCUUUAUUACCGUAGAGAAAUGUGUAGUUUUCCGUACGCGGAAAAUAUACGGCUUGCAGUUUGGAAACCCUGAAUCCAAAAAUAACGGUAGAGCGGGUUCAAAAUCAUUCGGGAAUAAGAAAAUUUUUUAAAAACCGAAUUAUACCCUUCUUUCGAGUAUCAAAUUGAAAUAAGAGGUAAUUUUCUACCGAAUGAGCCAGAGAAUGAAUUUUUUCAAUGCAUUUUUCCGUGAAAUAUAAUUGAAUUUUUAAGGGUAACGAAAAUUUACGAGAAAAAUCCAUUUCGUUACAGAGUGGUAGUUUUUGCAUGAAACCGGAGGGAAGUUCUUUUGAAUGCCGGCAUCCUGAGGUAACUGAAAUAUCAUAGAAUUAUGUUGCAGACCGACUAGUUCUUCAACCCUACUUAGUUUGGAGGUGACUCCACGCGUCGGUCAUCCGACGAGUAUUUCAUUUAGGUACUGUUUGGUCGUCUCAUCACACGGAGAUAUGUCUCUCGGUUGAUUUGGGCACCGUUUAGUGACACGUCCGUGCCGUGUUCGUCCUAUUGGUGUUCGCGGAGGUACCAGAUUUCGUGGUCCUCUUAUCGGACUUUGAAGAUUGAGGUGACUUCAGCUGCCACCACGACUUCAUUCAGCCCCCCCCCCUCUGCACACAGGUGCUCAAAAUCUUUUACGGUACAGCCAUCUGACGUGGUUUCAUUGGCUCUCCGCAAGUAAAGUGAAGGCGAAGAAGGCUUGAAUUAAUUGCCUCCUAUCUCCUUGUAGGUUUGAAGCGUUCUCUCAAGAAUUUCUUACCUCCUCCGAGCAUGUCUCAUCUGAAGCCUCCGGAGACUCAACAAGCGGGCAAGUGAAGAGUCGUGGAUCCUUCUUUAUAGCACGAGCUCUUCUUGCCGUCUUGGACGCCUGUCCGGGACUUGGUGCGGCCAUUGUGUCUGCAACCUGUCGCCUUGAAGCUGCAAACGCCGAAGUAACUGCCGGUGUUCCUGCCAAGUCGUAAGUGUCGAGGAUUUUCCACAUAUGCUUGUGGCACUUUAUCGUCAUCUUCCUCUCGACAGGCGUCACAACCGCCUGCCUUUUUGUAAAUUAAGCUCUAGCAUUCAUAGUCGUUGAAACUUUCCACCCGACAGCUGCCAGCUCGAAACUUGAAAGGCCCGAAGAAUGGGCACAGUUCUCUGUCAGGGAUCUGUUCCCUCCAAGUGCACCUGUUUAACUCGUGUACACACUAACUGGACAGCAGUUGCUCGUCCUAUUUUCUGCAUUGUCGAUUAUGGUUGUUUUCUCUGAUAGGCAUGCUCUUUUGGGGCAUUGCUUGAGCCACGAAGUUUUCGUUACCUGUUACUGUCAGAAAUUACCGUCUGUUGUCCGGCGCGACCACUACUGGCGGUUGCAGGAUUCUGACUUUGGCGUCUGACAAGUAAACAGUCAUAGAUCGGUAGUGGUAGUGAUGUCAAGGCGCAGAAGAUUUCAGCCUGAAAACGAAUGACGGAUGAAAUACCAUAAAAUCCCAUUAGGGCGACUGUGAACUGUCACUGGAUGAGUUCCCUUGCCACCGCUGCUUCAGAUCCUAGGCAUCCAAACAAAUGCCACGUGCGCUUGUUGGGAACUCAUAUGCACUCUCUCCAUCCUGUCGAAUUUUGUUUCCCCCUCUCAUUCUCUCAGGUACACUGUUCUGGCUGACAUUCCACGCCUUCGCCAGGUCUGGUUGGACGCCAGUCAGCGUCUGCGGUCUAUCGCAGCCCAGCUUAGCUUCGCGGCAAUAGUUCAGGCCACGAUUCACGAUGCGGGCGGAAGGACGGGUGGGCUGACUCCCGCCUUCUCCCAGCGUCUUCUCUCCGCCCUCCUCCAUGACGGAACUGGUGAGGACAAGCAGGCACCGGGUAGCCACGAGGAUUCCCAGCAUCUUCUGGACGGGCUUGGGUUGGAUGCGUCCUUGCUGGGCAUUUCUUCAGUGAGUUCUGGUGUCGUCUCCAGUUGGCUGUUGUAGAUUUCCGUAAAACAGUCAUCUUAGACCCUGACCGCAUGUUAAUGACCGCUUAGGAUUAUGUGCGUGCAUUACGAGAGCAUGAUUGGUGAUAGAAUUUAUAGUAAUAGUAGUACUAAAAGUAAUAGCACCAGCGACAGCAGCAGCAGAUUUGGUGAUACUGGCGGCAGCAGUCGUAGCAGAGCUAGUAUUAUUCGCAGUAGUAUUGACAGCAACGGCACCAACAGUAGUAAUAACGGCAUAAGUAACAAUAGUAGCAAUUGCAUCAACAAUAUUUGCAGUACUGGUGGCGGCGGCGGUGUUAUUAUUAUUAUUAUUAGUAGUAGUAGUAGUAGUAGUAAUAGUAGUAGUAGUAGUUGCUGUUUUUGUAGAGAUAGAAUUAGUAGUCGUGGCAGUGGUAGUAGUAGCGGUAGUGGUGGUAGUAGUGGCAGUAUUAGUAGUAGUUGUUGUAGUGAUAGGAUCAGUAGUCGUGGUAGUAGUAGUAGUAUCGGCAGCAGUAGUAGUAGUGCUAGUAGUAGUGGUAGUAGUAGUAGUAGUAGUAGUAGUAGUAUCGGCAGCAGUAGUGGUAGUAGUAGUGGUAGUAGUAGUAGUAGUAGUAGUAGUAGUAGUAGUAGUAGUAGUAGUGGUAGUAGUAGUAGUAGUAGUAGUAGUAUCGGCAGCAGUAGUGGUAGUAGUAGUAGUAGUAGUAGUAGUAGUAGCAGUAGUAGUAGUAGCAGUAGUAGUAGUAGUAGUAGUAGUGGCAGUAUUAGUAGUAGAACUAGUAGUAGUUGUAGCUGUAUUCGUAGCAGAAGUAUUAGUAGUGGUGGUGGUAGUAGUAGUAGUAGUCGUAGUAGUAAUAGUUGUUGUUGUUGUUGUUGUAAUUUGACUCGUGGCGUUUUCGAUGCUCUCGCCACCGCUCGCGUUAAGUAGGAACCACAACGGUAGCAGGAAAAGAAACAUUUUUUGACACUUAAGUUGCACAAUUCUUGUUUCCGGCACCACUUUUCCCAUUUCAAUGUCAGUUUCCUUUACAGUACUGGUUUUGUAUGCACCUCCAAUCCGUCGCUAUUAUAGUACCAUGCUCGGAAUAUCCGAACCUCCCCCCCCCUUUGAUAAUUCACCUGCACCCUUGGGUUUCAGGUUUGGUCUGAAAUUGUCAUGAAAUCCGACGAGCUGGAUAUCCGAUCAAAGCCUGGUGACGCUUUGACUGAUGUUCUUGAAGACGCUGUCGCCGUCCUGCGGACCCCCUCUCGACCGACCUGGCUUCUUCAUGAAUCACUUCUCUCCUCAGCUCGACGUCUGACUAGCCUCACCAUGCAUCUCUUUCCGCGGUAGCUACGUCUUUUCCGUGUUUCUGCAUCAUUCCCUACUACCAUAAUUUUGUUCGCCCUAUGCAAAUUUCUGUUGGUCACAGUGCGUUGCUCGUCCUCUACCGCAAGACCAUUCUUCACGUAAAAAUUGGAAGCGUGCACGAUGUCCCUAGUAUUAGUAUUUAGAGAGGAUGUUUCGUGCAUGCUGUCUAUAGGAUAUAAGUUAUAAGAAUAUAAGUUCUAGAACGCAUCUGAAGUCCUUGGAAAAAUUGUGCUAUCCAAGCAAACAUUUUUAAUGUAUGAUUUUUGCAGCUGGCGGAAAUAGGCGCAUUUAAGUUAGAAUUGGGGUGUUAACUAAUUAUCCUAGGGUUAUGCUGCCCGUUGGUCAAUACUGUGACUCGUUCCCGUAAGUAAUCCUUUCCGAACAAAAUCACAUUUCAGAAUUUCAUCUUGAUUAUUUUCGUCAUCUACUGUAAGUGCUGGAAAACAUGCGAGUUCCGGGUACUUAAGUUACAUAAGAAGAUAGUUACUGAGGCUUAGUUUGUUCCUUCGACGCGAGAUCAUCGCCAGGCACAGCGGACGCUUCCUUGUCGAUCUAUGUUUAACUAACGCCCGCUAGGAGAUAUCCUCGACCGUUUUGUUGCAGAGUUCACUGAGCGGACGCAAGUUAAUGUCUGCCGACUGAGUUAUCGAUCGAACGCUGUGUUUCUUGCAUUUGACGUGAGAGGUUGUCGUUUUGUCAGGAGAGUGGGAGGUCGAACGAGUGGCCACCAAGGAAAGGUGAUUUUUUUGUCGUACAGCAGCCAGUCUAGACUUGCUUAUCGGUCUCACCAGCAUAAUUUGUUCAGCCAUACUUGUAUCCUAUCCGCUAACUGUCGCCAAAUUUUAUUGCCGGCUGAUGACGGCUAACGGGCCAGAAAUGGCCAUUUCAGUUUUCCUUUGUCUUUGUCGGCAAUACCAUAAUGGCAUUAUUGACAAAUUCAUAUUCAUAUUGACCCAACUGUAAAAAACUCGGCUCCUCGGUGUGAUUCGAACCCACGCAGUAAGGGGAAGGCUUUAGUACAGCCGGUACAAUAAUUAAUAUUACAACCCCACCUAAGUAAUCAUUUCCAGCCGAAACCACAUUUCGAAAUGUCGACUAGCAUUUCAUGAGAUUGGCCGGAUCACAGCUAUCGCGGUUAUUUUGUUGUCGAAGUUGUUCAUAGCCAGUAGUCAGUAAAAUCGGCCGAUGCGUUUAUGUCCGCAGACAGUCAUUCCAUAUCCCAAGUAUUCUGGUAGGGAGCCGACUACCUCAUGCGCUAUCUGUUUUGGCCGACUGCGAACUCCCUCCCAAACUAUGCAAAUGACUGCACUUCAUGCUGAUUGUAUAUAACUGCACUUAAAUUUUCACAUGUAUAUUGAAAUGACCGCCUGCCGCACCCUUCGCAGUCCCGCACUGUAAGAACGUUUUCCGUGAAAAAAUAUGUUACUGACAAAAUUAUAGUAAGAUGUGCAUUUAACAUUUAUAUUUUAUGUACCGUUUUCAAUAGGGUCAUCAAGGGCAUUGCAUAUUACCCUAAAAUACACUAUUAUUAUUAUUAUUAUUAUAAAUACUGAGAGACUUUGGGUCGAAAAUGCACAAUCUCGGCGCAUAAGUGAGAGGAAUCGAAUUCGUUGUUGGCAUAGUCCGAAUUCCCACCAUUCUCGUCAGUCAUUGUUGAUUUUGCUCUAUUCAGACUCACCCACCCACCAUAGGCAUAAAUUCUAGUCAUGUUUGUAGUUAUGACCUCAGUCAUUAAUGUGAGAGACGGCCGCCCUCAAUUCCAAUCAGCGCUUUUGUGGUUGUUCAAACGUUUACUUUGGUUUUUAGCUGUGAACUGGGCGACUCCUUUAGUCUGCUCCUUGCAAAGGCUCACCUGGAUGCCUACACCUCGGUCUGUGAUAGUCUGGACGCCCUCCAGCCGUCAGCCGACGCCUCCAACCUCGGAUCCCCGCGGUCUUCCGCUCUCACACAGCCUAGAGCUCUACAGCUAAUCUUUGACGUGCGCUUCCUUCUCCGUCUCCUUGUGUGGCCAUUGCUGGGCUCACCUGCUGCUGGUGAGGGUGGGGGUCGCGGCCCCCGCAGCCCUCAGAUCGCCCAACGCGCCAGCGAAGUGAGCACCCAGGGCCAGCACCUUCUGACCCGCCUGGAACGGGCUGUGGAUCCCUUUGAUCUUGAGAUGAGCGCAUCACGCAUGAACAGCGAUAUCACCCGAGCAGUCACCGCGGUCUCCUGCCUCUACGGCAUCCUAGUGCCGCAGUCAUCGCCCGCUCUCACGGGACUGGAUGUGGGUGCCGGCGUCGGGACUGCCACCAAAGUGGAGGAGGAGGUGCCCUUUCUGGCUCUUCUGCCAAACUCGCUGCCCUUGGAUUCGACCCAGGCGCCGGCGGAGGCACCGGAUGGCGAGAGUGGCGACCGUGGUAGACGCGCAGUUAACUUUGCUCUGUUGCCCUUCUCUAUAUCCUCGAUGCGUCCGCCACCAGCGCGGUUAGCAAAGGUCCAGCAACCGUCACCCGCACCCACCGGAGGAAUAGAGGUACUUACUGGCUGGGUGCCACGUUUCCGAAUCGAAACGUACUUGCUGCUGGAGCCUGCUAUGAAUGUUUACUUUGUUUAUGCGUUGACGCGCCUUCUUUGCAUAGAGCAGCAACUCACCAGUUUGCCCCUUUUAUCGGAGUUUGUUGUAUGUUGGUUCGGAAGGAACGUGUUCAACUUUGACGAGUCCAGCUAGAUAGCUUUACGGCAGGAGGGCAUUGCGGUAGAAUUUCAGCCAAAACCUUCAUAGACUCCCAAUUCAGUCCACAGAGGUGGGCAAAUUCGCUCGUUUUAGCGUAGUAAACAACCUCUAGUUCCUAUAUUUCACUAUUUCGGAGUGCUGAUUGCUUUCAUCCACAACGGGCUACGCUUGUCGCGGUUAAACGGUGAAAGCUUGUGCAGUCUGAGCGCUUUCAUAAUCGGGGCAAAUCCUAGUGUUGGAAGAAGACAGAAGGAACCAGGAUGUGGGGUUUAUUGUGCACAGAACCCGGCAUUGUCCUCUCAGGCGGCAGUGGUCACUGGCGAAGCCAGGGCUGCUGUUGACUGCGUCCAGUCAUGUCUAAGAGUCACUGGGACAGUGGUGGCAGCCACUUUUGUAGGCCCGUGGGCCAAGCUCAAGUGGUGUCCAGUCAGUGUGUGCUGCAUUUGUCGAGGAGUGGUGUCCCAGUGGCUCAGGUUGCGGUUGCAGGGGGGAGGUGCGUUCAAGUGGCCGCAUGGGCAGCUGUGGCUGUGCGGACGCAGGCAUGCCCGAGCUGUCGGUCGUGUGACUUCAGGUCAGCGCGUCUGGGACGGCUCACUGCAAAAGGGUGAAUAACCUUGAGGCAGCGAGGUCUUGAACAAUGACCCCAGACCGGUCAUGAUGGCUGCUUGCUACAACUCCUCACGCACGUGAGGUUGGGGAUAAAAUUAGAAAUCUUCACCCGCUGUGUGCGACCACACAGGUCAGACGAUUUCAAAUUCAGAAGUUUACCACCUAUUCCGAAGGAGGAAAAUUUCAGGAGGAAGAGAGAAUGGUCUACACGAUCGAAAGCCUUAGGGAAGUCGAAAUAGACUGUGUAACGUGCAAAACCAUUGUCUCUAGCUUGGAGAACAUGACCCCAGAUAGAGAGAUGGCUGGUGUCACAAGACUCAGUUUUGAGGAAUCCAUGCUUAGGAGCACUCAGUAGGUUGUUCUCUGUUAGGUGACACAUCAUCUUAUCUUUGUUUAACGUCUCUAAGAUAUUGGAGACUACCGAGGGGGUGUUUAUUGGUCAAAAGUCGUCAAAUGACAUAGAGUGACUGUGCUUGGGAAUAGGCAAAUUAUGGGAUUUCUUCCGAAAAGUAGGAUAGGUCUCACUUUUAAGAGAAAUACAAAGUAUCUUGCACAGGAGGGACAGGAAAAUUCCAUUUCCAUCCGCUUUUAAAAUGCUAACUGGGAUGCCAUCGGGUCCCGGACUAUGAGAAUGAUGAAGACGCCGGCACGCUGGACCAGCACGGGAUUUAGACCGGCUUUGUUGCUCCCGCGCAAAUGGGAGGGAUGUUAUGGCAAGCCUAGGCGUAGUUCUUCACGUUGCUGCCGCCGCCGCACCAGCCGACUCGCAUACACGAAUUGUUUGACUUGGUCAGUCACUUCGUCCGCGCCCGAAUCCGGUCGUCUUGACGCUGUCUCGUCAGCAGGGUGAGGUAGGAGCGAGCGCGGUAGAUACAGUGCAAGUCUGACUCACCAAUAUGCACGCAGGUCACCGUUGCUGCACCCAAUCUUUGGGGAUGAUAAGGUGGACGUCAUUGCUUGCGCCAGCCAAACCAUCAGGCAUAGAUGGUGUAAUUCCACUUCUUCUCAAUCGGCUGUCUGGCCUGAUUUAAGCGGGGGGAGUCACUGGAAAUACGAAUCCCGGCCAUAGGAGAAGAACGAUUGUGCGUUGAUUCUUGCCAAAUGCUGCUAGGUUUCAGCCGUGGACUCUCCCUACUACCUACUCCAUUAACUAUUUUUUAUAUUUACCACUUUUUAAAUAAAUUUUAACUUUGCAAUCAACACGCUCUAAUUAAUAUAUAGUCGUGUCGGGUGUUUUCUGCCUUCAAUAGGAGGGAGUCGACCCAUGAUACGGACUACACUGCCCAGUAGAAUACAUUGUAAACCACUUUUAUGUUUUUUUUUCUAAGGUCCCCAAAAAGACACCGACGGCCACCUCAUCCAGUGUUAUGGACUCCUGGUUCGGCCACCUAUCAUUCUCCUAG
Messenger RNA from Spirometra erinaceieuropaei, 17848 nucleotides. The record is from the annotation of a GenBank genome assembly. Lineage: Eukaryota; Metazoa; Platyhelminthes; Cestoda; Diphyllobothriidea; Diphyllobothriidae.